AUGGAGAGAGCAAAAGCAGUUGUGAUUAAGAACCUCUCUUCGGCCAACUCAUCGUCAAACCCUGAAGUAAUUUCUGACAUGCGCCGUCUGACCAUCCUUGCUUCAGUGCUGCCAGCGUGUGGCCAGGAGCUAAUGGCAGGCUCCGACUUCCUGGAUACGAUAUCGGAAGCCUACCAGGCAAGAGGUGCCCGGGAGGAGUUUCGUAAGAUUCUCGUUGCUAAUAUCUACGUCGGGCUCGUUUCCUUAUUGAAGGAGCCAGUCAAUUUGUCUUCGUUAUUGGAUCAGCUGUUCAGCCUCAAAGCCGCUGCUCGAGUGGGAGCGCCAAAAAUGAAGAGGGAAGCAACUCUACUUUCUGAUCUCAUCUGCAGCUCGGACUUGCUUAUUCGGCUGGACAAGUAUCUGAGCAUUCACCCCCAGAAACGGGGACAAGAUCUUCUUGCCAGCUUGCGCACCUAUCAGGUGGAAUCGAAGUCACUACACCAUCGGUAUCAAAGACGCAAGAAAGUGGACAAAGGAAAAGAAGUAUCCUCGCAUCCGAUCGUUUCAGGGGAACUUCACGCACACAAGAUGUCACUAGUCACUCAAGUACAAGACCUCUUCCCUGAUCUUGGCUCGGGCUUUGUUGUACGGCUACUGGACUGCUACAAUGACAACCCGGAAACCAUCGUCGCCCACCUCCUCGACGACUCACUUCCUGUUGAGCUCCAGUCUCUAGAUCGAUCUGAGCAACUACCUCCCACAGCAGAACCUCACCAUAGCCAUAUGUCACCCCACCCAACACCACCCGAAUCGCCUACGUUGGCACCACUACCAGCCCGCAAGAAUAUCUUCGACGAAGACGUGGACAUCGCCGAACUAAGCCGCUCUGGCGAGGCGCAAGGAAAAUUGUACUUCGGCCGCGCCGACCCAGACCAAACAGCCGACAUAAUCCUCUCAGACCACAGCAAACACGCCGCAAACAAAGCAGCGAUCCUCUCCGCGCUCGCAACAUUCGACUCAGACGACGACGAGCGCGACGACACCUACGACACAGCCGACGUAGGCGGCGCCAUCGACGGAGCCACAGGUGGGGCAGACGGCGAAGCCGAUCCAGCCGAGCGCAACCGCCGUGCAGCCGAUACCGAAACAAUUCUCUUCCGCACAUACAAGUCCAAUCCAGGGCUCUUCGCCCGCGACUCGGCGACCCGCCGCUCCCAGCCGCGCGGAUCGUUGAAGCGCGAGACCGAAAUGACUGACGAGGCUAUCGAGGGCUGGGCUCUCAUGCUAACGCGUGAUCCCAAGCGUCUCGCGAAACUCGAAGACCGGCUAGCGAUGGAUGCUGGCGCGUUGGCUGGUGCUGGAUCACUUAACCAGCCUGAGUUGCGUCCUACGUCUUACAGGAGGCCACAGCCUCGUGAGAAUGGAGACGAGGGUUCUGAUGAGGGCGAGUCUUCUGGCCAUGCUGGUUCGCGGGGUGGUAGAGGAGGUGGUGGCCGUGGUGGUCGGGCGCGGGGUGGCGGCGGUCGUGGCGGUCGUGGCCGUGGUGGUGGUCCUUCGUCUGGUGGCCAAGGGCAGCCAGAUACUACGGUGUCGAGACAGAGGAAGGAAGAGAAUAAGAGUAGUCGGGCGAAUCAUAACCGCCGACAGCAGCACGCGAAAAAGAUGGCGCGUGGCGGUGGGUUGCCUGGCUAA
Molecule: messenger RNA, 1671 nt
Organism: Penicillium roqueforti
Lineage: Eukaryota; Fungi; Ascomycota; Eurotiomycetes; Eurotiales; Aspergillaceae
Product: ASCC2 family CUE domain-containing protein
Exons: 1
Coding region: 1-1671 (556 amino acids)
Molecular function (GO): ubiquitin binding
Source: RefSeq, a predicted model, not a curated record